Messenger RNA from Blumeria graminis f. sp. triticale, 357 nucleotides. The record is from the annotation of a GenBank genome assembly. Lineage: Eukaryota; Fungi; Ascomycota; Leotiomycetes; Helotiales; Erysiphaceae.
AUGUUCAGCAUUGAUCGAAUUAGCAUUUCUAGCACCUCACCUUCUGUCCUUUUGAGGAAUCUGCGCCGCUCAUCAAAGUCACGAAGUAGCUCUCGUCAACACAAUUUCGAAUUAUCUCCAGCACCAUCUUUCAUCUCAGACACUUCUACUGGCGCUCAAAGCCCUGAAAAUGCUCACAGUGCAGGCACUGUUAGUACUAUUAAUUCAAUUAUGAGCCGUCAACCAAGCAUGAUCAAUAUGGAAGUUGAAAGACAACGGUUCGGGUCGGGCUUGGAUGUGAUGGAACCGCGUCCCAUUGUAUAUUGGGGUAGCAUGGAAGAGAGAAUGAGUAGCUCUAUAGGGUCUAGGUUGGGCUAA